Ostreococcus lucimarinus CCE9901 is the source of this 2295-nucleotide messenger RNA. RefSeq lists its product with no specific name. The record is from RefSeq and is a predicted model, not a curated record. The transcript has a single exon. NCBI's taxonomy places the organism in Eukaryota, Viridiplantae, Chlorophyta, Mamiellophyceae, Mamiellales, Bathycoccaceae. Bases 1 to 2169 code for a protein of 722 amino acids.
AUGACGCGACGCGGCGCGGUGACGGCGGCGACGACGGAGGAGGCGGAUCGCGCGGACGACGCGGCGCGCGGCGAGGGUGACGGCGGUCACGUCGGCGGUCACGCUGUCGGCGGUCAGGGCGGCGGUCACGGCGGUCACGGCGGCGGUCAGGGCGGCGGUCACGGCGGUCACGGCGGCGGUCACGGCGGCGGUCACGGCGGUCACGGCGGCGGUCAGGGCGGCGGUCACGGCGGUCACGGCGGCGGUCACGGCGGCGACGGCGGCACCGGCGGCGGUCACGGCGGCGACGGCGGCACCGGCGGCGGCACCGGCGGCAAUGGCGGCGGCGGCGGCGGCGGCGGCGGCGGCGGCGGCGGCGGCGGCGGCGGCGGCGGCGGCACCGGCGGCGGCGGCACCGGCGGCAAUGGCGGCGGCGGCGGCGGCACCGGCGGCGGCACCGGCGGCAAUGGCGGCGGCGGCAAUGGCGGCGGCGGCGGCGGCACCGGCGGCGGCACCGGCGGCAAUGGCGGCGGCGGCGGCGGCGGCGGCGGCGGCGGCGGCGGCGGCACCGGCGGCAAUGGCGGCGACGGCGGCUACCCCGCUGGCGGCGACGCCAACAACCCUUGCGAGGGCUUCUGUCAAGCGAAAACCGACGCGGACUCGUGCGACGCCAUGCUCGCCUGCGAAUGGGGCGACGCGGACUCGACGUGCGUCCCGCACCCUGAGUCGUACGCCAUGGGCUUCGACGCGUGCCCGAAAACAUUUGGCGAGUUACAGACGUUCGUCAAGACUACCAACAACAUUCAGCAGAUCAACCUGUGCGAAGUCGAGUGUUCGAUCAUCGACGACCAAAGUACGUGCGAGGCAAACGCUGGUUGUGAGUUCGACAAAGGUCCUGAAGGCGGCGAUGAAGGCGGCGAUGAAGAAGGCCUAAACCCUGAAGGCGGCGAUGAAGAAGGCCCGCACUGUCGUCCGAAGUUCAACCUACCGGAAGUCAACACUGGCUGCGAAGACGCCUUGGCUCGCGUGGACGGCGGCGACGGCGGCGACGGCGGCGGUGGCGGCAACGGCGGCGAAGGCGGCGAAGGCGGCGAAGGCGGCGAAGGCGGCGAAGGCGGCGAAGGCGGCGAAGGCGGCGACGGUGACGGCACCACCGGCCACGACGGCGGCGAUGGCGGCGACGGCGGCGACGGCGGCGGUGACGCCACCAACCCUUGCGUGGAGGUUUGUCGAGAGGGCACCGAUGCGGACUCGUGCACUAGCAUGAUUGCCUGCGAAUGGAACGAAGAGCUCCCGAACGGAGCACUUUGCGUCCCGCACCCUGAGUCGGACGCCAUGGGCUUCGACGUGUGCCCGAGAACAUUUGGCGACUUGCAGACGUUCGUCAAGGAAACCAACAAGCAGAUCGACCUGUGCGACAUUGAGUGUUCGAUGAGCGACGAAGACCAAAGUGCAUGCGAGGCAAACGCUGGUUGUGAGUUUGACGAAGGUAACCCUGAUGACGACGAUGAAGAAGGCCCGCACUGUCAUCCGAAGCCCAACCUACCGGAAGUCAACACCGGCUGCGAAGACGCCCUGGCUCACGUGGACGGCGGCGACGGCGGCGACGGCGGCGACGGCGGCGACGGCGGCGAAGGCGGCGAAGGCGGCGACGGCAGCAUCGGCGGCGGUGGCGGCGAUGGCGGCGACGGCGGCGACGGCGGCGACGGCACCACCGGCGGCGAUCACCCCAUCGGCGGCGAUGGCACCACCGGCGGCGGUUACCCCGUCGGCGGCGAUGGCACCACCGGCGGCGGUUACCCCGUCGGCGGCGACGGCACCACCGGCGGCGGUUACCCCGUCGGCGGCGACGGCACCACCGGCGGCGAUCACCCCGUCGGCGGCGACGGCACCACCGGCGGCGGUUACCCCGUCGGCGGCGACGGCGCCACCGGCGGCGGUUACCCCGUCGGCGGCGACGGCACCACCGGCGGCGGUUACCCCGUCGGCGGCGACGGCCCCGUCGGCGUUCCAACCUUGGGCCGAGCCCUCUACGCCGCCUCGAACUCCCACGCGUCGCUCAUCGGCCCAUCCGUCGCUCUCACCGGUUUCCUCGCCUUGGCGUUCGUCGCUUACAGGCGACACCGUCACGCGUCGCCCGAGGCCGCGCGUCUCCGACGCGGCGCGCGCGGCGCCUACGGCGCCGUCUGAGCGAAAAUUUUGUCAACCCCGACCGUCGCGCUCGAUCCUCGAUCGCGCGAUGAUCACCGAUAAUCACCAAUAAUCAAUCACCGCCGCGCGUCCUCGGUGCUCCGCGCGUGUGUUUUAAUUUUAAUC